AUGAAUUCUUUACUGACCGUUAAAAGCAACGUUGAAGAACCUGUUACUUCUGAUGGAAAAGUCAACUCACCUGAUGCAACUAACGGGUCCGUCAAUAAACCUGACACCUUUAACGGAAACUCCACAGUGCCCGAUUCUUUUAAAGUAGUACGUGAUAAUGAAAAUAUGGUGUCUCUUUUAUUCGUGGAAAAUAAAUCAUUCUUUGUUGAUUCUUGGGAAUUUGUAUGUAAAAUCGAAGAACUUUCCGUUGUUCCAUUGCCAAAAGAGAAUCCAAUUCGCGACGAGCUAGUAACGCGGGGAAGAAAAUUCGCGAAAUACGCAAUCGGUUCGCAUUAUCUUCAUUACAACAGCAAUUUAUUUCGCGUUACCUUCUGGGGUUACGUCCUUUUUAAAGCCGAGGGCCGCGUUAUGAUUGAUACCGUCUCAUUCACCAAAACCAAACCAAGUUACAAUAAGGAUACCGUAAAGAGUGUUGUUAAUAAUGCACAUAAUAAUCAAAAUAAUCUUUGUGGCGAAAAAAUGGAGUCAAAUAUACGCAGAACAUUUAGAAGAUGUAAAAUUGAUGACGAUGUAUUCAAUCAACUUGUCAUGGAUCCAAUCAAAAAAGAACUGAUUGUCAGUCUUGUUACGUCAAAAUAUAAAGGAGUGGAUCUUAUCAGCGGUAAAGUUGGGAAAACGUUAACCGCAGAAGCAAUUUCCGAGUUUCUUCAACGACCAUUAUAUGCUGUUAGUGUUGGAGAAUUAGGGACAAAUAUUGUUUAUUUAGAAGCUAAAUUGAGCGAAAUUCUUGAGAUGGCGAGUGUUUGGAAUGCCGUCAUUUUAAUCGAUGAAGCCGAUAUAUUCCUUGAACGUCGAAGUGAAGAUGACAUCAAGCGCAAUGCUCUAGUUAGAAUAUUCUUAAGGUUACUCGAAUACCAUCAAGGAAUUUUGUACUUGACAACAAGUCGAGUAAAUUGCUUUGAUACCGCUUUCAUAUCUCGUAUUUCGGUUGCCUUGAAAUAUAAUGAACUGGAUGCUGAUGCACGCGAACAAUUAUGUAGUACAUUUUGGGAUCGCAUUGAAGGAAAAGGCAAAACACAGGUGAAUAUUGAUUAUUUGAAAGGAAGGCCUCUAAAUGGAAGAGAAAUUAAGACGGCUGUAAGAUUAGCAAAGGCAUUAAGUACGAAAGAUAAUCCUGAUGCAUUAAUCACUACACAACAUUGGAAGCAAUUAUCGAUAUUUCAAAAUCUUUUACUGAGGAGAUCUUUAUUUAGUAAACUUAUAAAGAAGAAAUAUUUAAUGAGUUUAUUCAUACUUUGA
This is a messenger RNA of Funneliformis caledonium, 1299 nucleotides long. The record is from the annotation of a GenBank genome assembly. Lineage: Eukaryota; Fungi; Glomeromycota; Glomeromycetes; Glomerales; Glomeraceae.